AUGCUACUCAAAUCUCCACUUCUACUAAAAAUUCACACAGAUAAGACAAAAUCCAUCAGCCACGCUCAGAUCCGGAGAGAAGAUCCAAAGGCGAGAGCCGAAACGGCGGCGACAACACCGGCAACAAAGGACGGUGAAACCGCAGCGGCGGGAGACGUCGGACUCGGAGCCGGAGCGUCGGCGGCUGAGAUGACGGCGACGAGCACCGACAUUACGGCGAUGAACAUUGCUUUGGAAAAAGCCAUUGGUGUUAUCGCGCUGUUUCUGCUUUCGGUGCUUAGGGUUUGGGUUUCGUUGGGCAGUGAGACUUCGUUUUGGGAAGAGGUGAAAAUGGUGGUUUAUAUAGAAGGAGGAAGGAGAAGUUACGGGCAGUUCGGGUAG
Molecule: messenger RNA, 381 nt
Organism: Sphenostylis stenocarpa
Lineage: Eukaryota; Viridiplantae; Streptophyta; Magnoliopsida; Fabales; Fabaceae
Source: the annotation of a GenBank genome assembly